This is a messenger RNA of Blastomyces dermatitidis ER-3, 339 nucleotides long. RefSeq lists its product as uncharacterized. The record is from RefSeq and is a predicted model, not a curated record. Lineage: Eukaryota; Fungi; Ascomycota; Eurotiomycetes; Onygenales; Ajellomycetaceae. The transcript is spliced from 2 exons. The coding region runs from base 1 to 339 and encodes 112 amino acids.
AUGAUCAGAAUGAUGAAGAAGAGCUUGAUCUCUCUUGAGCAUUGCUUAUCUGUUAAAAUUCACAACACUACUCUUCAUGAACAUGACUCACUCAAGACUCUAGACUCUGAUCAAUGUCUUCUUCAUGACACUAUUCUCUAUCAUUAUACUGAGAUUCUUAAUGACGAGUCUCUGAAUCCUUUAUUAAUUAAUCUAGAUAGUGAAGAUGGCACUGGUAAAACUUACCUGAUUAUGAUUUUAUCUAUAACUCUUCAAAAUCUUGCAGAGGCUCAAGAUCUCUCAACCUCAAUUAUUCAAGCUAUGCUAACUGAUGUAGCUGCUCACUUCAUUAAUGCUUGA